This is a messenger RNA of Bradysia coprophila, 2935 nucleotides long. Its product is annotated as cilia- and flagella-associated protein 58. The record is from RefSeq and is a predicted model, not a curated record. NCBI's taxonomy places the organism in Eukaryota, Metazoa, Arthropoda, Insecta, Diptera, Sciaridae. Gene Ontology annotation, cellular component: cytoskeleton.
UUGUGUAAUCAAUACCGAUACAAACGAGCAUGUAGUUUUGGUUACAGAGAAAAAUUACAAGUCAAGUUUCCCGUACCUCAGUUUUUGUAUGUGUAACAAUUUUUAGAAGGCAUUGCAAUACAACAGUCGAAGGGAUUUAGUUUAUUGUAAAGGAUCUCUUGGAAUAUCGAUAACAAAACCAAUUUAUUAACACCAUGGAUAAUGACAGCGGUGAUGAAAAUCAGGCACAAGAUGGAGAAGAUGAUGACCUUAGUCCCGAACGAUUGCUCGUCGACGAAUAUUUUCAAGAAAUUGCACAAAAGUCUGCCACUACAAUUAAACAAUUGCAAAAAGAAUUGAAUGCCGCAGCGGCCGAUGAUGUACAACGAUUGAUAAAUAUUAGUCAGAACUUGCGGCAAGCAUUAAUUGAACAGCAAUCUGAAAAUGCACGAAUGCAGAAUGAAGUUAAAAUUGCUGUGGGAAAAGUUUCCGAAGCAUUUGCAAUAUCACAAUCCGAUCAAGACACGAUCAAAAAGUUAAAAGACGAAAUAGAACUUUCGUGGAAACAAACGGAUGCCGCCAAAACACGUGAGCAAUUAAUCCAACACCAACUCCAAGAAUUGCAUGCAAAAAUCGAAAAGCUUCAGGCUGACGCUAGCCGUUCCGAAGGGAAAAAUGUCGAUGUUGAUAUGGUUCUAGCGAAACAUGCCGACUCAAUGUUACGGGAACGUGAUCGUUUGCUUACAGAGGUGAGCGAAACGUCUCGUCGACUGGAAAUUCAGAAAGCAACCAUAGAGGACAUUGAAAAGAAGCGAAUGGAUCUCGAAAUUAAAAACAAAGAACUUUGCAAAAUCCUGGACGAGACAGCUAGUGAUGCCUUCAAGGACAAGCGGUUAAUUGAGCAGUUGAAGAAUGACAUAGGCCAGAUGACAUCGGAAAAGGAGACUUUUGUUGAAGAUAUUCAAUGCUAUCGGAUUCAGAACGAGAGUCUCAUGGCGAAUAACGCUCAACUGAAAUUUAAGAACUCGGCUGUGAAAACGAAUUUGGAGAAAAUCAAUAAUUUACAAAUUCUGACGCAAGCGAAAUAUCUGAAGGCAACUGCUGAAUAUGAGGCCCUGCUGGUCACGAAAGACAAAAUUCAACUGGAACUGGAUCAAUUGAAGAAUUUGCUGAAACUCAAGGAGAGCGAUAGCAAUGCUCUUUCAAAGGAAAAUGCCAAACUGACGAAAGAAAACGUUGGAUGCCAUAAAAGGAUCAUGACUUUGGAGAAUAUAAAGGGCGAUCAGCACAGUGAGAUUACGAGACUUAGCAAUAAUACGGUAACAUUGCAAAAGGAAUGCGAUAUCAAUUUAAAAGCAUUCUCCGAUAUGAAGAAAAAAGCGGACGACAUGCUGAGGGAACGAGAUUUGGAAAGGAAAAAAUCUCAGAAGCAAGAGGGUGUUAUCAGCGAACAGGUGGAAAUCAUAGCUUUGCAUGAGAAUCACAUAAAAACUCUCAACCAGGAAAUUAAGCAGCACAUACUGGAAGAGACUACUCUAAAUUCGACAAUCAAGAAGACUGAAAAAGACCGGAACAAUGCGAUUGAAAGGGGAAUUGUUUUAGAAGAAAAAUUGGAAGAAGCUCAAGAGGAUCUUCAGACAAAAUCUAACCAAAUUACCGAACUGACUGAGAAGACUCGUGAAUUGAAUUUUAAAAUUGCAUCGGUCGAACAAGUAUACGAAACAACACGCAGACAAUGCCACACGCUACAACGGAAUCUUCAGUCUGUGACCGAGGACCGAGAUGAUUUGAAGAGUCGCUUGAGUAUGUUCACGGAGAAAAAUCAACACUUGAAGGAGGACAUCGACAAGAAAGUAAACGAAUUGCAGCACACCGUUCGCGUUGUUAAUAAAUUGGAGAAAGAACGGACAUUGUUGAAAAUGGAAAUUCAAAAUUAUUCAGUUACAUUGCAGCAUACACGUACGGAAUUGAAGGAAAAGAAAAUGGAAAUUGAGCGUCUGUAUAAGCAGAUUUCGGAUGACGAUGCAAAAAUUAAAAAGCUGACCUUAGAGAUGGAAAGUUGUCGCCAAGAGAAGGACAUCAUUAACAAUCAACUGGUGCAAAAGUUAGAGGAAAUUGGUCUUUUAAACGAAAAAAUUAACACAAUGCAAAUAGCUCUGAACAGAGGUGAAUCACAGUAUAACAAAAGACUGGAAGAUGUUCGUCUACUCAAAAUUGAAAUUUCGAAUUUGAUUUCGCAACGAAACCUACUCACCAGAGGAUUGGCUAAUACAGCCGAUAUGCGGCAAGAAGUUUUACAAUUGAACAGAGUAUUGACGCAAGAACGUGUCCGCGCCAGAGCCCUGGAACAAGAAUUGGUUUCGUCAAUGAAUGUGCAUCGAUGGCGUAAAUUAACCGGAAAGGAUCCAGAUAGAAUGGAGCUCAUUGUUAAAAUUCAGGCAUUGCAGAAGCGAAUUCUUAGCCAAACUGUGCAGGCCACUGAACGUGAACACGAAUUGGAAGAGCAGCAAAAGCUUUAUUCAUCGCUGAAGCAGUUUAUGCAAAAGUUACCCAGUCACACAAUAAAGGAUAAACUGAACGCAACGCAGCGUGCACUGACGGCUAAAACCAAAAAGGUUAGAGCUCUUUCGGCUGAAAUAAACGUAAAUGAAAUGGAAUUCAAAUCGAGAGACGACCAAAUUGAACUGUUCAAAAGUCAACUGUUAGAGCUCAAACAGGAGUUAUUGAAAGAGAAAAAGGAAAAACAAAAAUUCAAAGAUGAACUUCGUGCCAUCAAGUCUGAAAUUGAUACCACGCAUUACUAUCAAGGGGGACACAGUUUCAAAGGAUUCGUUAAUGGAAAAUUUCCUUCUAGUAGUCGAUUAGAUCUCAGCUAAAUUUUCGUAAUUGACAACCGGGGAAACCAAAAAACAUUUUGAGUCAAACGUAUUUCUGUUUCGCAAAAUAUAAAAAUAAA